AUGGCGGAGGGAGAAGAAGUGAGAGUAUUUAUCGCUGAAGCCACAUGGCUGGAAUCUGGCUUAUCCCUGUCCUUGGCGGUUACAGCAUCCUCUUCAGUAAAGGAAUCUUGGAAUAACGUUGCAGCCAUGUCCAGUGAUGAUGAUAGGGGCCGUUUGAAGGUUUUAUCAAAAGUCGACUGGAUUCUAUGGUCUCUAUGGAGGGCUAGGAACAACUUGAUCUUUAAUGAGGAGGAUACUAGCCCCCCAGAAGUUCUUAUGGCUGCUGCUAAGCUUGAAUCAAGUUGUUCUGAAGCUAUAAGCCGAAGACCGGGAGACCUUUUGCCUUCGUCAAUGCCAGGGAGAAGAGAUAGGAUGCAAUGGGAACCCCACCCCCCACCCCCCCACCACCCCAUUCCAACAACUUGGGUGUGGGUGCCUGUGUGGGUGUGUGACCAUAUGGGAAGAGUUGUAAAUUCUCAUGCCAAGCUAUUUUCCCACGUAAACAGCCCCAUGACAGUGGAAGCCCUUGCUCUUCGUGAAGCACUGUUACUUGCUGAGAGAAUGAACAUAAUUGGACCGCUCUUUGAAGGGGGCACCAAGUCAGUCAUUAAUGUCAUGAAUUUAGACUCCAACAUCCAGAUGGAUGCAGGCCUUGUAGUCUAA
Mercurialis annua (annual mercury) is the source of this 642-nucleotide messenger RNA. RefSeq lists its product as uncharacterized. The transcript has 3 exons. The record is from RefSeq and is a predicted model, not a curated record. NCBI's taxonomy places the organism in Eukaryota, Viridiplantae, Streptophyta, Magnoliopsida, Malpighiales, Euphorbiaceae. The coding region runs from base 1 to 642 and encodes 213 amino acids.